AUGUCAUCGUUUCUUGGCGCUCUCUUCGUCGUCCUAGUCUUUGUCGUCCCGUCCAUAUCAUCGGCUCCACCGGUGACGAGUUUAACGAAAGAUUACUACCAAAAAACAUGUCCCGAUUUUGGUAAAAUCGUUCGUGAAACAGUCUCGACGAAGCAAGUAGCGCAGCCAACGACAGCUGCUGGAACGCUGCGUCUCUUCUUCCACGAUUGUUUCUUGGAAGGAUGUGACGGAUCCGUUCUAAUCGCUACAAACUCUUUCAACAAAGCUGAGAAAGACGACGACCUCAACGAGUCGCUUCCAGGAGAUGCUUUCGACAUCGUGACUCGCGUCAAAACCGCUCUCGAACUGGCUUGUCCCGGUGUGGUCUCUUGCGCAGACAUCUUGGCUCAAUCCACGCGUGACCUUGUCACGAUGAUUGGUGGGCCUUUCUAUGAAGUCAAAUUGGGCCGUAAAGAUGGGUUUGAAUCAAAAGCCCAUAAAGUUCGAGGAAACAUACCGUUACCGAACCAUACGGUGCAAGACAUGAUGUCGAUAUUCACAAAGAACGGUUUCACUGUAAGAGAGAUGGUUGCGUUAAGCGGCGGGCACACGGUCGGAUUCUCUCACUGCAAAGAAUUCGCUGAUCGUAUCUUCGGACCAAAGCCUGAUCCAGAGCUCGACGCACACUUCUCCGGCGUUCUUAAAGGUCUUUGCAAGGACUACAAAGUGAAUAAGACGAUGGCGGCGUUUCUCGACCCGAUAACGCCAGGAAAAUUUGAUAACAUGUAUUUCAAGAACUUGAAACGUGGGCUUGGACUGUUGGCUUCCGACCACAUCUUGUUUAAAGACAAGAGCACGAGACCGUUUGUGGAUUUAUACGCGGAGAAUCAGACAGUUUUCUUCGAAGAUUUCGCACGUGCCAUGGAGAAACUAGGCACGGUCGGUGUUAAAGGCGAUAAAGAUGGAGAGGUGAGACGCAGAUGCGAUCACUUCAACAAACUUAACGUAUAA
Messenger RNA from Microthlaspi erraticum, 990 nucleotides. The record is from the annotation of a GenBank genome assembly. NCBI's taxonomy places the organism in Eukaryota, Viridiplantae, Streptophyta, Magnoliopsida, Brassicales, Brassicaceae.